Messenger RNA from Penaeus vannamei (Pacific white shrimp), 1577 nucleotides. NCBI's taxonomy places the organism in Eukaryota, Metazoa, Arthropoda, Malacostraca, Decapoda, Penaeidae. The record is from RefSeq and is a predicted model, not a curated record.
AUGGACUUUGUGUGUGAGAGUUUGGAUGGAUAUUCGCUCUCGGAUUUUCGCACUCGGGGAUCUUAUGGACUUGUGUGCGAACGUGGAUGUGGGGACGCGUACAGCACAGACAUGCCAAAUCGAGUAACGUCAGCACGGGGAAUUCCCUUGCUCUGGCUGACAGUUGGGCUGACAGUAUUGCGUCAGGCGAACAGCGGGCUAUUAAACGCGACGCACAGAGACGACAGGUUUUCCUUUCCAGUUAUCUUCACCGUAAUACAGUUCGCCAACACCCUGUGCGGGACGGGACUCAACUCUGGCACUUGUUACACGUCGACGCAGUGUGACAAAUACGGUGGCACUGAGAUUGGCACUUGCGCCAGGGGGUAUGGCACUUGCUGCGGAGUCUCCCUCACCGGCUGCGGGGGCGACAUCCGCAUCAACAACACGUGGGUGUACUCGCUCGACUACCCGAACACGUACAACGACGACCUGGUCUGCUCGUACAGGGUUUACUUCGACGACACCCCCGGCAAGAUCUGUCAGAUCCGGUACGACUUCGCGGCGCACGACCUGGUGGCGCCGAAUAUUGAUGGUGUGUGCGCAAACGACCGACUGAUAUUUCGAGAAGACACAAAUCAACUAUUUUUGCGGAAAAAGCUCCCGAAAAUUAUCAUUGGUACGUGGACAAGCCGGCACCGUCAGCCCGCACACGUUCACCAUCAUCACGGACACUCCAAUUACUUCCGCCGAUACGCCAUGAAAGUCUCGUUCAUUCGCUGCAAGGAGAGAGUGCCGUCGAGGUGCGGCCAGUAUUACACCGGCCUCAGUGGGACUAUAAAUUCUUACAACCACAACAAUGGAUAUUAUCUCGCCGGGCUGGAUUACGGGAUUUGUUUCCGGAAAGAAGUCGGAUACUGCACGUAUACGCUUAGAAAAACGUCCAACAACCAGUACAUCGACGACAGCGACAUGCUACGGCUCCCCGUGGGCGGCGGGAUCGCAGUGGUCCCGAACCCGAAGCUGGCCGGGUCCUCCUUCUUCUGCGGCGUCAGCAUGGUCAAGAUGGCCGCCAUGUACUACACGCCGCCGCUCUGCUACUACCCCGAAGCCAUAACGUCAGCGCAAACGCAGGGCCCCUUCUUCGUUAACGUGUUCACCGCCAUCGACACAGUGGACAACGUCAACCCUCUGGUGAGAUCGCCUCCUCAGGCUGGCUUUGAAUUCGACUGGGAAGCGAACCAAUGUACCUAAUGAAAGAACAAUGAUCUAUGAUAUUUAAUAACAAAUACGAUCUGGAAACACUAAACUCUCGAACACUUUUGAACUAUAUGAAGACAUUAUACACUCUAACAGAGCCUAAAGACUGUAAACACUAUUAAAUAAACAAAUAUUUUCUAUCAAACACUAACGAAAACACUACACACUAUCUACAAACUCUAGCAGGUGUCUGAAAACGGGAAAGUGUAUAUGAAGAUAAUUUUCCUAAGUGAUGUUUUUUUCUUGUAUAUAGAUAAAUUAUAUUAUUUGAGAAUAAAGAGUAUUUAUAUCUAUAAAUGGAGUUUUAUUUUUUUUACUUUACUGUGAAGGAUUAUUUU